Messenger RNA from Sporisorium graminicola, 1401 nucleotides. RefSeq lists its product as uncharacterized. NCBI's taxonomy places the organism in Eukaryota, Fungi, Basidiomycota, Ustilaginomycetes, Ustilaginales, Ustilaginaceae. Gene Ontology annotation, molecular function: histone binding. Gene Ontology annotation, biological process: CENP-A containing chromatin assembly; DNA replication-dependent chromatin assembly. Bases 1 to 1401 code for a protein of 466 amino acids. Gene Ontology annotation, cellular component: nucleoplasm. The record is from RefSeq and is a predicted model, not a curated record. The transcript has a single exon.
AUGGCUUUCAACGAGCAGCCAUCAAACCCCCUCCCCGAAUCAGUGGCCGAGGACGCCGCCGCCGCUGUCGCUGCUGAAGAAGCCACCGGAUCAGCCCCAGCACGCCAGCUGAUCGAUGAGGCGAAGCGCCACUUUGCCCUCAAGGAAUAUGUUGCUGCCUCGGACAAGCUCGCACUUGCUCUCGAAGAGCUGGGUUCGGAUCAUGCUGAAGACGCAGACGAACUAGCCCCAGUCCUGCAGCUCUACGGCCAGAGCGUGCUCGAAAACUUUAUUCUCAACUCGGGUGCACUCGGUGGAGGUGGCGGUACAGCACCUCUUCCCUCCGCUUCUGCAGUUGCCGCUCCUACUGCUUCAGGCUCUUCCUCCAAAGCUUCAGGAUCUUCAUCGAGCGCCGUCAAGAAUGACCCAAGGUUCAGCUUCAGUGGCGACGCUGAAGACGAUGAUGAUGACGACCAAGACGAAGGCGCUCCCGGUGCAGGUGCAGCAGAGGGCGACGACGAAGACGAUCUCCAGACCGCCUUCUCCGUUCUCGACCUCGCCAGGGUCAUCUACCAGCGCAUCCUCGAUUCCGACUCUGCAAAACUCACAACGCUGGACGGACAAGAAUGGUCCAAGACGCGCAUCCAGGCUGAGUUGGCCGAAGUCUUGAACUUGCUCGGCGAUGUGGGUUUGGAAUCGGAGAACUUCACCCAAGCCUCCGCUGACUACCGUUCCAGCCUUGACGUGCUGUUGCCUUUGCUCAACCCGCACUCGCGCCGUCUCGCCGAUGCGCACCUGCGUCUCGGUCUUGCGCUCGAGUUUCACCCUGAGGUCGAACAGCGCAAGGGUGCCAAGGCGCACGUUCAGGCGGCGUCGGAUGUGCUUGCCGCUCGCGUUGCUGUUAUCCAGGCGCGCAUCGACACUCUUGCGGCUCAGAACAGCAGCUCCUCGGCGGAUACUGCUUCAGGAGGAAAAGAGAAGGACGACUUGGCGGAUCUGACCGAUGAAGCAGCGCUGCAAAAGGAGCUCUUGGAUGUGCAGCAGCUGAAAAAGGAACUCGACACCAAACUCGAAGAGUACGAAAGCGAGGAUGGCCAGGCGCAGCUCAACGGGCAGCCGGAUCUCACGGGUGUCUUGGGGCUGCCUGCCGACGCUGCGGCGGCGGCAGCGGGCAUGUCGACCAAAGACGCGCUGCAGCAAGCCAUCAAGGAUGCCUUCCUAGGUGCGCAGGCGGAAGGCUCGACCGACCUCAACCCUUUCACAGGCGCCGCUGCCAAGGGUGCUGCGCCGGACGCACCGGUCAACAACCUCAGCUCGAUGGUCAAGAGGAAAAAGAAGCCGGAGGCGGACGAAACCGCCGCGGCGGCGGCGGCAGAGGCAAACGGCGGAUCCGAGGCGAAGAAGGCUCGCACGGAAGCGUAG